This is a messenger RNA of Thrips palmi, 1709 nucleotides long. Its product is annotated as protein SHQ1 homolog. Gene Ontology annotation, biological process: box H/ACA snoRNP assembly. The transcript is spliced from 8 exons. Gene Ontology annotation, cellular component: cytoplasm; nucleoplasm. Lineage: Eukaryota; Metazoa; Arthropoda; Insecta; Thysanoptera; Thripidae. The coding region runs from base 160 to 1659 and encodes 499 amino acids. The record is from RefSeq and is a predicted model, not a curated record.
GAAUAUUCUGCGAAUAGCAGCAGUGUUUUUCUUACGUACAGAUAUAACCUAACCUCAAAUUUCAUGUGGUGGUAGGCAAGGCAAGCUCCUCCACCUUGAAGUUUGAUCGAGUAGGAGUAGAGUAGUUUCCCCGUCAACUGCAUCGCAAGUUCUGUUAAGAUGAUAACCCCUCGCUUUAACAUAGAUCAAACCGAGACUGAUCUAAUCUUCACAAUUCAAGCUCCCUAUGCUAGUAUUGCUGAUGCUGAGAUCUACGCAGACUUGGAUACCUUCUGCUUCUAUGCUUCACCAUAUUACCUGCGAGUCCAUCUUUCUGGUCACAUUGAAGAAACGGAUGCUUCUAAGGGAAGCUAUGAUGCUGAUAAUGGAACAUUUACCAUAUGUGUUCAAAAAGUCAAUAAGGGGGAGCAUUUCCAAGAUCUGGAUUUCCUCACUGCACUUCUCACUCCUAAUCAAUCUAAAAAACAUGACUUAUCCCGACCUGUUGUUGAAGUCAUCAGCAAUGAAAAUUUAGAUUCUGUGGAGGAAGAUUGUAGUGAUGGAGAAAGUAAUGAAUGGUAUAUUGAGCAAUGCCCAUAUGAAGAGCCCUCAGAGGCUUUUUUACUCUCAGCACCUCAUUAUGGAUUCGCCAACAAAAUAUCUGGAGCGUUUCAAAAUUUUAAAACUGAGUUUUUAGAAGUGAUUGAUCUCCCUGAUCCUGAUCAAACACCAAUAUCCGAGAGAUCAAAGCUGCGCACCGAACGUGAACUGGAAGAUUUUAGUGAUGACCAUUAUUUAGCUGACUGGGCCCAACCAGAUAUAAUUGAACCAAUGUUAACUUUCAAAGCACUGUGGGAAAAUGGCUCUGAAGCCUCCUUCUUGGAUGAUGAAAAAGAUGUAUUAAAAGACCUGCCAAAGAAGGAGUUCUUGUUGGAUAAGCGAGAAGAGCAUAUGGUCAGCUUAUCUUUAAUUGACAUACUUUAUUCAUAUGCUUAUAACGUCCGUUCGACAAUGGGUGAAAACACUGUAGAAUCAGCCUGGGCAGUUAAUAAAUUGAGCGGGACUCUAAGCUGGUUAACGAGCUUCAAUACACUGAAAGAAGUAGUAAUCGUUGCUGUACGCAGAAGCUUGUGUUACCCCCUCUAUAGACACUGGGACCUGUCCAUGAAAGUUUUGGACGAUGUCAAGAGAAUAUUAACAUUAGGGAAAAAACAAAUUCUAAAGAGUUUAUUGGAACUUCAUGCACUGUUUAGCAACAGUGAGCCACGCUAUAUUUUAAAUCAACUUUACAUCAGAGACUAUUGUAUAUGGAUUCAACAUGUUUCAGAUUCUUUUCUCAAGUCACUCUUAGUUGCUAUCAAUAAGGUUGAGCUAAGUAAAGCUGAUGUUGCAUUGGAUUUGGAGGAGCUUGAAACAGCCGCCAGACUGGUACAAAUGGAGGAAGAAGCUUCUAAAAUCAUCCACAAGAAUAAAAGUGAGGAAUUAAUAUGCAGGGAAAUUUCUUCUCUCAUUAUCUCCAAAGACAACACUGAUGGAAGCAGAUCUUCAUCUGGUACUUCAGAUUCUGAAGAUGACUCCUCUUCCUCAGACAAUGACGACAGUUCAUCGAGUUCUUCUUCAGAAUCUGAUUUGGAUUCUGAUGACCUAUCAGAUAUUGAACCUAACAUAACAGCUGUCUAGUGGAUCAUUUCCCUCUCUUCCCCUUCUCAUUAAAAAUAUCAGGAUUAUUA